GCUUCCUACCGCUAUAUACUUAACUACUACCCAUGGGUCGCUGGACGCUCAGACACACAGAUGAAGUACUCGUCGCCAAGAUUGAGGCCAUUAUCAACGGCGCAAUUAGGCGGUCUAAGGAGGGGGCAGAUGAGAAGAGCAAGCCCUUGAUGACGUACGAGGCCUUUGUAGAGAGCCUCGACGAGGACGACUCGUUUACGACGACGCUUAUUGAGAUUCUCUUGAAGGAGCUUACAGACCGCCGGACCCGGCCAACGCCAGAGGACAGACGACUAAUAUCCAUGCGUACUGUCGAAAACUUGCAUAAUUUGUCCAUGACCGGGACGUACCAGGGCCAACUUUACAGCCGCUCGAGGAACAGGUCGACAACGCACGUCCAUACAUCAGGGAUACUCUCAGACGAGGAUGAAGAUGAUUUCGGGAUGUCAGAUGGGAUGGGUGUGAUGGAGGGUGCACGUAUUGACUCGGCGCUGUAUGAUGUUUAUAGUGGAGGAGGAGGGCAAUUGGGGAAUCCACGUGCGUAUCCACCAGGACCAGCUUUCUCUCCGCCGUCGACACGCGAGAACGAUAUGUCUGCUCUAUAUCGUCCUUAUCCAUUUGAUACUGCGUCGAUUCCUGGACGCCAGCUGCCUGUCCCACAUAAUCAUUUUGGGCCACCUGGGAGUCGUCCCCGGUGGUCGUCCGUAUUCGGUUCCGGAGGCGGAAGCACUAAUGAAGGGAGUCAGAGUGGGAAUGGUGGAAAUGCUACGUCGCUUGUGCGAAGGAAUAGUAUUUACAGGCCGAAUCGUAGAGCGAUCAUUAGACCGCCGACGUCUUCUGCGUCUAGUUUGCCCUCUUCGGAGUUUGCGGAAUUUACGACGCGUAGAAGGUUGAGCCAUAGACUAGGCACGAUGGCUCCGAGACCGCCGCCUCUGCCGACGUCUACUUCGUAUGAAAAUCUGCCCCGAGCCGCUUUAUUUGACCCGCCUAGUCCGACUGGGAGGGACAACGGGACUCGAACUUCUUCGCCUUCUUCUUCUGUUGAUGGAGAAGCUUCGGGUGUAGCAGCAGAUUCGAGACGUCCUUCUUUACGAUCUGCACGUAACACCUUAUUGCGCGAGUCACGAGAGAACGAUAACACCGUUGGUCAGGCAUCUGGGGAUAUAAUUGCGGAUUGGCGAACCCUCCCUCCCGUUCCUGGGGCUCCGAGGAUUCCACAUUUAUUACGUCGUGGUGGUAUUCAACCACCUGAGACGAUCUUACCUCUCCCUCCUGCAGACUCGAUACUCCCGCCUGAACCCUCUUCUUCUGUUCCUGAGAUGUUGGCGAGAGCGUUGAUUGGGGAUUCGCAUUCGCCGCCUCCCGUUUCUACUGGUAGUACUGGUACUGCUGCGACGUCGACGCUGCUUCGUCCUGAAGGAAGCGGUAACAGUAGUGCCACUGGUGGUGGGACUCUGACUGAUUUCGAACAGUCUAUGGAGUUUGACCCGUGGUUCCGGCACGAGUUGUUGGAUCGGCCUCCGGCAGCGGCGGCGACGAUGCCACCUCGAGAAAGGGAAGUGCAAGAGACACCUGCGAGUUUACCUACGCCACGGUCUGUAUCGCCGACUGACGAUAACGUACCUAGUGUUACCAAUAACUCGAGUGGUACCGCGUAAUAAAUAGAAAUGAGUGAAACAGGGUUGGUUGGUGGAUUGAGUAGCUAGCAGCUAUGCGUCCUCGUUUCCUCUCAGUAAAAUAAAAUAUUUUUAUAUUUUUCUUGUCUCUUUUCCUAUGGUGCCCUUUUUUAUUGCAUCUUUCCUUCCCCUCCUCUUCCCUCCCCUCCUCUGCUGUCUUUCUU
Messenger RNA from Fomitiporia mediterranea MF3/22, 1819 nucleotides. RefSeq lists its product as uncharacterized. The coding region runs from base 33 to 1637 and encodes 534 amino acids. The record is from RefSeq and is a predicted model, not a curated record. NCBI's taxonomy places the organism in Eukaryota, Fungi, Basidiomycota, Agaricomycetes, Hymenochaetales, Hymenochaetaceae. The transcript has 4 exons.